Messenger RNA from Helobdella robusta, 750 nucleotides. RefSeq lists its product as hypothetical. Bases 1 to 750 code for a protein of 249 amino acids. The record is from RefSeq and is a predicted model, not a curated record. NCBI's taxonomy places the organism in Eukaryota, Metazoa, Annelida, Clitellata, Rhynchobdellida, Glossiphoniidae. The transcript is spliced from 3 exons.
AUGAGUUGGCUGUAUAGUUUUUUGAUGUUAUGUAUUAAUGCUAUUGUGGCUUAUAAAUGUUUCUACAAGUUUAUGGAAGACGAGGCAAGAUUUUGUUCGUGCGAUCAUGCGAAUGAAGUCACUAGCCUAGAAGCCCUCGUGUUGUGUUCUAUGAGAUGCUCACAAAGAAGAGCCGGUUGUGUGGCUUACAACUUCUUCAACCUUAUCAACCAGCGCCAGCUCUUCAAUGAAACGCUCGGCAAGUUUUCCGUACUGUCCGGUUGCCAAUAUUAUUUCAGAGAAGAUUUAAAUGCAAUUAAUGAAACACUGACCAUUGACGUGGUUAACAAACUGGAGGAAUUUUACACCAACGGCAGAAGCAUUUCUGUGUCUCCUGCGACUUUUCCACAUGCAAACGACUGGGACCAACCGGACCACUACAAUGUUGGAGGCGACCAGAUUGUCAUCGCCGUAGAAGGGUACAAUGAUAAUCUUGAAGCACCUGGAAGUGUAGUUAGUACCAACAGCUCCACAGUUGGCUGGUACAAAAUUAAUUACAAUGACUCACUCUGGCCUGCCGCUAAGGAAUAUUCAAACUCAUUUUAUAAGUCCGCUGGAAGUACCGCAUGGAAUGCUGAACCAAGUGUCUGUAAAAACUGCAAAUCUUACUGCAGGAAAAGUUUUAUAAGUAAUUUUUAUAGAAAUUUAAAUCAUGGCAAGCGGUGGGUCCAUAAUUUUGCAGUUGGGGGAAGGAUUUUAAACAUCUCUUAA